This is a messenger RNA of Zootermopsis nevadensis, 4605 nucleotides long. RefSeq names its product Serotonin transporter (gene SerT). Gene Ontology annotation, biological process: serotonin uptake; amino acid transport; sodium ion transmembrane transport. NCBI's taxonomy places the organism in Eukaryota, Metazoa, Arthropoda, Insecta, Blattodea, Termopsidae. Gene Ontology annotation, molecular function: serotonin binding; serotonin:sodium:chloride symporter activity. The record is from RefSeq and is a predicted model, not a curated record. Gene Ontology annotation, cellular component: neuron projection; synapse; plasma membrane.
UGCGCCUAGCGUCCCUCCCCCCUCCGCACCUCUUCAGAGCGGUGUUGAGCGGUUUUCGCGAGUCACCUAGGAGAGUGGCAGCUGCUGAGUGCGCAUUGUACGUCGGGACAGGUGGCUGACUGUAACAGUAGCGCUGUUAGAGACGACUUAUCGCCACUGCUCAGCACUCCACUGGGGCCGGACAUGACGGAGCGCCUCAUGGAGCCUCCCGGGUCAACAGCCCCGAUCAUCAAAAGGCGCUAACUAUAGAAAUUACGGUGGCUCACAUCCUGGGCGUGUUGGGGGACAUGGCUAGUGAUCAGGGGGCGCAGGACCAUGGUGACGGUGGGGCCGAUCAGCAACAGCAUCAGGGGAAGGUCGUCACGGUGACCCUAACACCAGACCGACCUCGUGAGACAUGGGGGAAAAAGGUCGAGUUCCUUCUGGCGGUCAUCGGCUUCGCCGUGGAUCUAGGCAACGUGUGGCGCUUCCCAUACAUCUGCUAUCAGAACGGAGGGGGAGCCUUUCUGAUCCCUUACUGCAUCAUGCUGGUGUUUGGCGGGUUGCCGCUCUUCUACAUGGAGCUCGCACUGGGGCAAUUUCACAGGUGUGGGUGCCUGACCAUCUGGAAACACAUAUGUCCGGCGCUCAAAGGAAUCGGGUACGCGAUUUGUCUCAUCGACAUCUAUAUGGGGAUGUAUUAUAACACCAUCAUCGGCUGGGCAGUGUACUACUUGUUCGCGUCGUUCAACUCCCAGUUACCAUGGAUGACCUGCGACAAUCCAUGGAACACGAUCGACUGCACACCUGUCCUCCAGCCUCGUAACAACAGGUCCACCAGCCCCGCCAAGGAGUUCUUCGAACGGAGUGUGUUGGAGCAACACAGAGCCGACGGGCUAGACAGAAUGGGCCCUGUUAAGUGGUCACUGGCCCUGUGCGUCUUAGCUGUUUUUCUGCUCGUCUAUUUCUCCUUGUGGAAGGGAGUAAGAAGCACAGGAAAGGCAGUUUGGGUGACGGCCCUGGCCCCCUACAUCGUCCUGUUCAUCCUGCUCGUGAGGGGCUGCAUGCUACCAGGGGCAACUGAGGGGAUCCAGUAUUACCUCACGCCACAGUGGCACAAACUUAAGGAAUCCAAAGUAUGGACAGAUGCAGCAUCCCAAAUCUUUUUCUCUCUGGGUCCAGGGUUCGGAACCCUUCUGGCUUUGUCAAGUUAUAACAAAUUCAACAAUAAUUGCUACAGAGACGCCAUUAUCACAAGCAGUAUAAACUGUCUCACGAGCUUCCUCGCUGGAUUCGUCAUAUUUUCUGUGCUCGGCUACAUGGCCCACGUACAGCGCAAGACUGUCCAGGAAGUGGGCCUCGAAGGACCUGGUCUGGUGUUCAUUGUGUAUCCAGAGGCGAUAGCCACAAUGGCUGGCUCAGUCUUUUGGUCCAUCAUCUUCUUCCUCAUGCUCAUCACACUGGGUCUAGACAGCACAUUUGGUGGUCUGGAAGCUAUGAUAACGGCGCUCUGUGACGAGUAUCCGAGGCUCCUAGGGAGACACAGAGAGAUCUUUGUAGCGGUAUUGCUUAUCGGCAUCUACAUUUGCGCUCUGCCUACUACUACUUACGGCGGAGUGUACCUGGUGAACCUUCUGAACGUGUACGGCCCGGGAAUCUCCAUUCUGUUCGUGGUUUUUGUCGAAGCGGCCGGUGUAUGUUGGUUCUACGGCGUUGACCGUUUCUCGCAUGACAUUGAGAAGAUGAUCGGUCACCCACCAGGAAUAUUCUGGCGGGUCUGCUGGACUUACAUCAGCCCGGUCUUCCUCCUGGUGAUAUUCAUCUUUUCUCUCCUUGGUAACGAAGAGAUGUUGCAAGGGGAGUAUAAAUAUCCUGCAUGGACCAUCAUGGUGGGGUGGAUCCUGACAUCAUCCUCCUUGCUCUGCAUCCCUCUCUACAUAGUCUACAAGUUUAUUAUCACACCAGGCAACUUCAUCCAGCGUGUGACAAAAAUAAUCAAGCCGGAAGAUGUGUCUGAGGAGAAUCGCGUAAAUGUGAACCUUACGUACGGCACUGGAACUCACGUCUGACUUGUUCGCAACAGUGAAGAGUCCGAGGUUAGACUGGACGUGCUGUGCAGCUGGGGAGGAACAGAGUGGCUCGUCUAGGCCCCGGAGGACGAGCGUCUCCUUCGCAAUACAAAUGCAACAAAAAACGCCAAGUAUCAUGACAUAACAGUGUAAUAUUCAGUCUGUACAGUAAGUCGGCCCAAACUUAAUCAAGCGUCACUUUCACCUCUCGGAAUCGACCGGCAUGAGAACAGGCGAACUAACCGGCCGGCCGUCAAGUCAUACUUUACUUUAUUCUUUUGUUGUUUUUUUUAAAUUUUUUGUUGAAUGAAGAUUAAUUUUGGCUACCCUUUUCUUCAUAUCGUGAACACGAAUUAACAGACGCAUAAAAAAUGUUUUAAAACACAAACCAAUGGCAUUUAUAUUUCACAGUAUCAGGGACUGUCCUGUUAUUUUAACGUCCGGUCCUGUUUUCACAGGUUUCAAGUUUUCUUCAGGUGUCAAAAUGAAGCUGUCACUGUAUUAUUAUAAUAGAAGAAUUUCUAUUACAGUGUAACUAUUUUCCAUAAAUUUAUAACCAUUACUACUGAAACGCUGUUAAAUAAUUUUCGACUUAAUAGGAUAAUAUUUACGAUACGCUUAAUAUAGUUGUCAUGGUAACUGCUGGGAGAUGCUUGGACACGUGGUUUACAAUGCUGAUCGCAAAACCACUGUUUCCCACGUCUGGCUAACAACUGUGAUGACCCACAGUUACUUUAAAAAUAUGUAAUUCUCAACAGUUAUUGUUAUAAAACGUGGAAAUUAUUAUUUAAAUUUAUUAGCCUAUUUAAAGGCAAAAAUUUUAUCUGUUCCCACUUUAAUGUCAUUUUAAAAAAAAAGAGCAUUUGUUUUCAGGGCCCCCGACAGUUCCAUUUUAUAAACAAUACAGCUAAGUCACUAAUGAAAAUGAAUUAAUAAGGCCCCCUACCUCCUGCAGUAGAUUUACAGAAUUACAGAAAUGAUGGAAAAAAUUUUAUUCAUGGGACGGAUGAGUCUGUUUUGAAGUGAGCAUGAGAUAGGAAUCACACGACAAAAACCAUCUGUUGCUAACCGCAGAUACGAACACCGUUUUUCAAAUCCGAAACCUCAUAAAAUAUUAGGGUUGAAUUAAAUGUUUCUUCACUACAUACAAAAACAUGUAAGCCAAGUAAAAUAAACCGUGAAAUAUAACGGGGUCCCAAACAGACUCACCGAAAUGAUAGCGUGGAAGGUAGAGAACUGAUUUCGGAUGCCAUUACAGUCCUAAGCCCGCCAAAUAUAUAUAUAUAUAUAUAUAUAUAUAUAUAUAUAUACACACACACACACACACACAAAUACAGAAGGUUCUCCACUGUACAGAAUUUAGUGGCCAGGCAACUUACUGAUUGGCUGAAUAUUGCACUGCACUAUGAAUUUGUUAACUACACAACAAUAACUUAGAAGUUGUCCGAGACAUCUGGAUAAUAUUGGCAUUAAGAGACACAAGAUUAUAGAUAUCUCCCAUGAAAUUGUUACAGAAUUAAAUACGUUGUAACUUAAUAAUUUUUUAUUCGUACUAAAGUCCCUACUACACAAAACAUCAUCUAAAUAGUUGUUCCAACAAAUCAGGAUUUAUCUAGUACUUCAAAGAAACGUUUUGAGACUCCAAGCUCAAUAACGUCAAGAUCCGCGUGAUUUUUAAUGACACUAUUUAAUUAAAUGCAAGAGUAGAUAUUAAAAUAUGCCACGACAGAAUUUCUGCAAUGCUCUUUAUAUAUAUAUACAGUUUCGAUAAUUUUAUUCAUUUCUACGUAGUUUAUUUAUAUCAUAAACCGUCGUUAAAUAAUUUCAUAAUGAAUGUAACUUCCAUAUUCGUAACUUCAAUGAAAAUAAACGCUAAUUAUAGAAUUAAACAAUGCGCUGAAUCAACUCCCUAGUAUAAUAUAGACUUUUUAUGAAUAAUUUACCAAAUCAAAUGGAAUAUUUAUAAGAAUAACGAAACUUUUGCACCCCCAAAAAAUAGAUAAUUCAACACUGCAGUUAAUAAAAUUCAAUAAUUCCAUCAACACUGAGAACUGAAUGCAAUAAUGUCAGAUAUUUCAAUCCGACUUCAAUUAUUACUGUGUUGUUAUCGUAAUGAAUUCUAUACAACAUAAUCUAGAUUAAAAUAUGAUGUUGUGACGUAGAAAUAUUAUACGUUCUUCUUAUGAAUAGAUCUUAAUUGUUACUGUAGCCAAUAACAUGUCUGUAAAACUAAGUGAUGCAUUUGCUGUCUUUCAUUAACAUGAAGAUUUACAAUGAACAAACUAUAAACGUACGAUAUAUAACUAAAAAUGUUUUCUGUAUAGUAUAAUUAGUAAUUAAAACUGGUCUGAUAAAUUACUAUAUUAGUGUUCAUAUUAUUAAAUGUGGAGAAUAAUGACAUUUAAUUUGAUAUUGAUAACUGCUCAUCCAACUGUAUUAAUUUCCGAAUUUGCAUUAUUUCCAAUGAAAUGUGAGUUCUAAACAACAUAACCAUAAAACAAUAUUCUGUAGUGUGUGGCAGAAACGUUAUUAUUAAACAAAGCUAAAUUCUUACAAA